Messenger RNA from Parnassius mnemosyne (clouded apollo), 555 nucleotides. NCBI's taxonomy places the organism in Eukaryota, Metazoa, Arthropoda, Insecta, Lepidoptera, Papilionidae. The record is from the annotation of a GenBank genome assembly.
AUGCCAUAUCAAUCAAAAAUAAAUGUUAUUUUAAUAUUAUCAGUGUUCAUAUUGAUACCCUUAACGGUAUCCGAAAGUGAUCCAUAUACCAAAGAACCAUAUCGACCUUUGGGACCACUCGUUAAAUGCAAUUUUUUGCCUUUGGAAUUUUUGGACUGUGAUGAACCAGUAGAUCAUAAAGGAAACGAAUCGGCGAAAGCUGCAGUGGGUCAUGGUUGUGUGAAAUUUGGUGGAGUGAGAUAUGAAAAAGUCGAGAGGACAAAAGUUCAGUGUAAAGUUUUAGAUGGCAUUGAAUGCUUUGGCACACGUAGCUUUCUUCGGGACGGAUUCCCGUGUGUGAGAUAUUCUGGACACUAUUUCACAACAACUUUAAUAUACAGUAUAUUAUUAGGAUUUUUGGGAAUGGAUAGGUUCUGUCUUGGUCAAACAGGAACAGCUGUGGGCAAGUUGCUCACAUUAGGUGGCUUAGGAAUUUGGUGGAUUGUUGAUGUAAUUCUUCUUAUUACAAACAGUCUUCACCCAGAAGAUGGCAGUAACUGGAAUCCUUAUGUUUAG